GAACGCGUCCUUCCAGUCGUGUCCCCCCCACGCGCCGGCGGCCGUGGUGCAGCCCAAGGCGGAAGCGGCUGCUGGACACACCUGGCUCCCGAGUGCAGCUAUGGCUGCGGGUGUCCCCUGUGCGCUUGUCACCAGCUGCUCCUCCACCUUCACUGGAGACCGGCUGGUCCAACACAUCCUUGGAACAGAAGAUCUUCUUGUGGAAGCCACUGCCAAUGAUGCCGUGAGAUUUUAUCCUUGGACCAUUGAUAAUAAGUACUAUUCAGCCGACAUCAAUCUAUGUGUAGUGCCGAACAAGUUUCUUGUCACUGCAGAGAUUGCAGAGUCUGUCCAAGCAUUUGUGGUUUACUUUGACAGCACACAAAAAUCUGGUCUUGAUAGUGUCUCCUCAUGGCUUCCCCUGGCAGAAGCAUGGUUACCUGAGGUGAUGAUCUUGGUCUGCGAUAGAGUGUCUGAGAAUGGUGUAAACCGACAAAAAGCUCAAGAAUGGUGUAUAAAACAUGGCUUUGAACUGGUAGAACUUAGUCCGGAAGAGUUACCUGAGGAGGAUGAUGACUUCCCAGAAUCUACAGGAGUAAAGCGAAUUGUUCAAGCCUUGAAUGCCAAUGUCUGGUCCAACGUAGUGAUGAAGAAUGAUAGGAACCAAGGCUUUGGCCUUCUCAGCUCAUUGGCUGGAGCAAACCAUAGCAUUGGAUCAGCAGACCCGUGUCACUCAGAGCAGCCCCGUUUGCCAGCAGCAGAUAGGACUGAAUCCCUGCUGGAUCGUCGGAGUGGUGCAGCUAAUACAGCAGAUGCUCAGGUCGAUAGCAUUGUGGAUCCUAUGUUAGAUAUGGAUAUUCAAGAAUUAGCCAGUCUUACUACGGGCGGAGGAGAUUUGGAGAAUUUUGAAAGACUGUUUUCAAAGUUAAAGGAAAUGAAAGACAAGGCUGCGACGCUUCCUCACGAGCAGAGAAAGUUGCAUGCAGAAAAGGUUGCCAAAGCCUUCUGGAUGGCAAUUGGGGGAGACAGAGAUGAAAUCGAAGGCCUUUCAUCUGAUGAAGAGCACUAAAUUACUCCUACUAGGGUUUGACUAACAAAGAUGCUAACUCGCACUACCUGAGAUACUUUCCUGUCAACCUCGUUACGUUUUGCUGAACUUUCCGUCGUCCUGUUGUCUGCCUGAUGUGUUCAUAGGAUCCUCUUAAUUUUAGUUUUUAGUAGAAGGUUAAGGAGAAAGUUUUCCUCCCUCGGGAUAUUGUAAAGGAGUGAGGAGUAUAAUGACAGUAAGGACUGAUAAUUUUUCAGAUACGCUUUUUUGUUCUAGGAAGGGAAGGGAAUGAGAGGCUCAGAGGUUGUGUGUGACUUGCCCAAGUUAAAGAAGAAGCCACUCUUAGUCAGUUUUUCUGGUGCAUGCCCCACACUUGAUGAUGCAGAUCAGGAGC
This is a messenger RNA of Myotis davidii, 1421 nucleotides long. It is a transcript of the gene AAGAB, whose product is annotated as alpha- and gamma-adaptin binding protein. The coding region runs from base 101 to 1048 and encodes 315 amino acids. The transcript is spliced from 10 exons. NCBI's taxonomy places the organism in Eukaryota, Metazoa, Chordata, Mammalia, Chiroptera, Vespertilionidae. The record is from RefSeq and is a predicted model, not a curated record.